ACGUAUGUGACUGAUAUAAAGGCAGAAGAUAUAGAGGAAGAAGAAGAGACGUAUAUGACUGAUAUGAAGGCAGAAGAUAUAGAGGGAGAAUAAAAGACGUAUGUGAGUGAUAUAAAGGCAGAAGAUAUAGAGGGAGAAGGAGAGAUGUAUGUGACUGAUAUAAAGGCAGAAGAUAUAGCGGGAGAAGAAGAGACGUAUGUGACUGAUAUAAAGGCAGAAGAUAUAGAGGGAGUAGAAGAGACGUAUGUGACUGAUAUGAAGGCAGAAGAUAUAGAGGGAGAAGAAAAGACGUAUGUGAGUGAUAUAAAGGCAGAAGAUAUAGAGGGAGAAGGAGAGAUGUAUGUGACUGAUAUAAAGGCAGAAGAUACAGAGGGAGAAGAAGAGACGUAUGUGACUGAUAUAAAGGCAGAAGAUACAGAGGCAGAAGAAGAGACGUAUGUGGCUGAUAUAAAGGCAGAAGAUACAGAGGGAGAAGAAGAGACAUAUGUGACUGAUAAGAAGGCAGAAGAUAUAGAGGGAGAAGAAAAGACGUAUGUGAGUGAUAUAAAGGCAGAAGAUAUAGAGGGAGAAGGAGAGAUGUAUGUGACUGAUAUAAAGGCAGAAGAUACAGAGGGAGAAGAAGAGACGUAUGUGACUGAUAUAAAGACAGAAGAUAUAGAGGGAGAAGGAGAGAUGUAUGUGACUGAUAUAAAGGCAGAAGAUACAGAGGGAGAAGAAGAGACGUAUGUGACUGAUAUAAAGACAGAAGAUAUAGAGGGAGAAGGAGAGAUGUAUGUGACUGAUAUAAAGGCAGAAGAUACAGAGGGAGAAGAAGAGACAUAUGUGACUGAUAAGAAGGCAGAAGAUAUAGAGGGAGAAGAAGAGAAGUAUGUGACUGAUAUAAAGGCAGAAGAUAUAGAGGGAGAAGAAGAGACGUAUGUGACUGGUAUAAAGGCAGAAGAUACAGAGGGAGAAGAAGAGACGUAUGUGACUGAUAUAAAGGCAGACGAUAUAGAGGGAGAAGAAGAGACGUAUGUGAGGGGUGAUCAGCAGUGUAAGGAGGAGGAGAUCCCUACAGAUAUCAGCACAGAUGGACACACAAGCAGGAAUAUCUCAGAAGGAUAUCUAAUGUUAUCCCCGGAUUGUGACAUAAACGAUAAUGACAGCAGACAGGAUUCUCCAGGAGAUAACCCCAUUACCCCAAUUAUACAUCCAGCUCUAUCAGCUGAUCCCUCUGAUCCUGGGAAAUGUUCUCCUGAUCACUCUGAUAUUGGUGCAUCUGUUACAGCUCUGACAGUAGAUACAGUGUUUCCCUGUUCUAUAGAUGCCAUCUAUUUUACACAGAACACAAAGCUUAUAACCCAUCAGCCAGCUAAAGCAGGCGAGAGGCCAUUUCCAUGUUCUGAGUGUGGGAAAUGUUUUACAUACAAAUCAGCUUUUGUUACACAUCAGAGAUAUCACACAGGUGAGAAACCAUUUCCAUGUUCUGAGUGUGGGAAAUGUUUUGCACGGAAAUCAAAUCUUGUUAAACAUCAGAGUAGUCACACAGGUGAGAGGCCAUUUUCUUGCUCUGAGUGCGAGAAAUGUUUUACACGGAAAUCAAAUCUUGUUAAACAUCAGAGUAGUCACACAGGUGAGAGACCAUUUCCAUGUUCUGAGUGUGGGCAAUGUUUUGCACAGAAAUCACAUCUUGUUACACAUCAGAGAAGCCACACAGGUGAGAAGCCUUUUCCAUGUCCUGAGUGUGGAAAAUGUUUUGCACAGAAAUCAAAUCUUGUUACACAUCAGAGAAGUCACACAGGUGAGAAGCCAUUUUCUUGCUCUGAGUGUGGGAAAUGUUUUGGACGCAAAUCAGAUCUUGUUACACAUCAGAGAAGUCACACAGAUAAGAAUCCAUUUCCAUGUUCUGAGUGUGGGGAAUGUUUUGCACACAAAUCAGAUCUUGUUAUACAUCAGAAAAGUCACAGAGGUGAGAAUCCAUAUCUAUGUUCUGAGUGUGGGAAAUGUUUUGCACACAAAUCACAUCUUGUUACACAUCAGAGAAGUCACACAGGUGAGAAGCCAUUUUAUUGCUCUGAGUGUGGGAAAUGUUUUACCCAGAAAUCAAGUCUUGUUACACAUCAGAGAAGUCACACAGGUGAGAAGCCAUUUUAUUGCUCUGAGUGUGGAAAAUGUUUUACCUAGAAAUCAAGUCUUAUUAUACAUCAGAGAAGUCACACAGGUGAGAAGCCAUUUCCAUACUCUGAGAAAUAAAUCAGCUCUUGUUGCACACAACAGACAUCACUUAGGUGAGGAACCAUUUUAAUCUUCUGGAGUAUACUCAUCAUUGCCAUGCGUUUUUCUUCAAGGUUCUUAUCCUAUCUCCUAUGCUUUUUGCAAUAUACAUGCUACCACUGGGUGAAAUAAUCACAUGUCAUGCCUUCAUCUACCACUGCUAUGCAGAUGACCUGUCUUUUGCUCCAGGUACCCAGUACCAAUCCUAAAUGGUUGUCUAGCUGAGCUCCAGGUGUGGGUGAUGCCAGUUGGUUGUGACUCAGUCCUGGUGAAACAGGUCUUUAUGAUAGAAGCUCACCACCAAAGGGCAGGGCUACAGCUCAGCUUUGCAAAGCAACCAGACUUAUGCUUGGGGGUUCAGAGUUACAAAAUGCUGAUCAUGUGCGGAAUCUUGGUAUCCUGGAUGGUGGAGUGACACUUAGACAUCAGGUAUCUGCCACAAUCAGAUUGUCAUCUGAGGAACAUAGCCAGACUCCACCACUUAUUUCCCUCAGAAGAUCUACCUACAGUCAUACAUACACUUGUAUCAUCACGCAUAGACUACUUCAAUGUCCUCUACCUGGGUCUCCCAGCAAAAGAAUUGCACCGCUUGUAGCUUGUACAUAAUGCAGCAGCCAGGCUGUUACCUAACCAGCCCGUUCCUGCCACAUCACACCCAUUCUCUACUCCCUUCACUGGCUGCCGGUAAGAUGGGGACUAUUAAUCUUACUGACUCUCCCAGCCCUACAUGACCGGGGUCCAAGGUACCAGAAGCAGCUUCUUCCUCCUUACUGCCCAGCUUGAUUCCAUCUGUGAUGGACUGUUACCAGCAGUUCCAAGAAUCCUCAAGAAGUUCUGAGAUGUCAGAGGGGAGACAUGUUGGAUGGCACUAUUGUUGUGGUGGGGACUGCCGGAGGCACUAUCUGUGGCUAGUAUUCCCAAGCGGUGCUGAGGCGUCAGAGGGGAGAGACAGGGUGGGUGGCACUAGUGCUGUAGUUGGGUUGCCGGAGGCACUAUGGGUAAUUUCUUAUUCAUCCACUUGGGGUCACUGGAGUACUCUUGAGAUAUGAACUGAGAGUUAGCAGGAACAUGCACAUUUAAAUUAGUAACCCUCCUCCCCCUCCACACUCCCAAAGGUUCUUGACGUGGAGAGUUCUCCACAGGUUUUCUAUUUUUCACAGAUUUUUUCUUUUUUACACUCAAUCCCUUCCCAGAUUAUUAAGAAGCUUUGGUCCGGGAUUGUUUGUGCUGCUGCUGCAGCAAUUGGCUUGUCGUGCUCAGGAGAGGAGUACGAAUACGGCGGCUGCCGCGACUCUGUCUUCAAAAGGAGGAGAGGGGGGAGGCUGAGCGCAAUAUAUAUUGGCUAAUAUGGUAAUAAGUCUCAUCUUGCAUGCUUUAUUAUACUUGAGUAUAGGCAUGCACAUGGCAGGACGCCAUUUUAACCUUACUUCCUGGUUCUUCUUGCAGGAAGUUUGCUGCUGUCCUACGACACUCGCCCACUGGAGGAGUUGGGAUGUUAGUAGGAAUUCGGUACAGCACAGGUUUCACUGAUUAUAGUGUGUCCCACGUACACUGCACUUCUGGGUUAUACACACUUUAGUUACAUUUUUACUGAGUCGUGGGACUUGUCUGUUUUUUGUCUACUUGUCUGUGUACAUAAUGAGUAAGGAAAAUGCAAAAUCAAAAAAGCAGCUUAGCUGCAAGGUCUGUGAGAGUGUGUUACCUGACGGAACUGCUGCAUGCACAGUAUGUCUUGCAAAUACGAACCCAUACCCUGAUCCUCCUUGGGUAAUGUCUGGGUUACAAUCGGAAUUGGAAGCUGCACGAUAGGAGCGUGAGACGGCUAGAUCUGAGGCUAGGGUAAUACCAGAAGGGGCUCAGGAGAUGUCUAGGACUUUGCAAGGGUUACAAAAGUCCAAGUCUAGCUGAGUUCCGAAAGAUAGCAUUUGUUUUAUAACUUACCAGUUUCCUCGAUGUUGCAUUCUGACGAUUCAAUGCCAGACCUGAUAGCUCAAGAGGAACAUGAGGAAGGUGAUUUGGGCCAGAAGUCAGAUAAUGAGGUUACUUAUAGUCUGGCCAUUGAUAAUCUCAUCAGGGCAGUACAUCAGGUUCUAAAUUUUACGGAGGUUGAAGAACCUCUUUCAAAUGAUGAAAUGUUAUUUUCUAAAAGACGGAAAACACCGGUGUGUUUUCCUUAUUCAGAUUCUCUGAAUAAACAGUUAACAGAAGCAUGGAAGAAUCCGGAUAAACGGUUUUCUAUGACUCAGAGGUUUCUGUCUAGUUACCCGUUCCCAGAGUCUAUGACGUCUAAAUGGUGAAAUUGGCCGGCUGUGGAUUCCUUGGUGUCAAAACUUUCUAAGAAGUUAACCAUUCCAGUUCCAGCUGCUAUGACACUUAAAGGCCCAUCAGAGUGUAAGCUAGAAGCUAUGCUAAAGUCAGUGUAUACAGCAGUAGAGGUGUUUCUUAGACCUGCUUUGGUUGGAGUUUGGAUUAACAAGGUUGUAGUUGCAUGGGCAACACAGCUUAAGUUGGGCCUACAAGAAGAACAUAUGUGAAUCUGCUGAGUAUCUAGGUAUAGCUUCUAUGGACGUCGGCCUGGUUAGUUCUCACCUUUCAGCUUCACAAGUUGCAGCACAACGUGCACUUUGGCUGCAUUCUUGGCAGGCGGAGGCAGAGUCCAAAUGAGGAAUAGAAGCAUUGCCUUAUGCUGGCAAGAUGUUGUUUGGUCCUGAAUUGGACAAAUGGAUUUCUCAGGCCACUGGGAGAAAGUCUGUUUUCCUACCAUUGCCUUUACAGGUUCCUAAAUGCAAAUUCUCUGGAUCAGCAUUCAAAUCCUAUAGACCUCAGUCCUUUCGAGGCCAUACUAGAGGAACAACCAUACACAGUAGACAUGGUAGAUGACGUGGUUUUCAACAAACCACUAACCGUCAUGACACUAAGACGACCGACAAGCCAGUGGCAUGACGGGCUUCCAGCCCAUCUCGGAUCUUCAGUUGUGGGUGUCACAACUGAGGGCUGAGGCUGACUUAGGGAAGCCUCAGAUGUAGGGGCUGGUGUGUAGGUGAACCGUGGAGGUAAGAUUAGGUUCCUAGAAAUGCAGGAUGUUUGAACACCAUCAACCCGAAGGCGUGACCACAACAAUGGAGUAAAAUAUAAAAGUCAAUUUAUUGAACACAGUAUAUAUCUUGGCAAUGAGAUAUCUUCAACAGUGAGUGCAGAAUUAAAUGCAGUACAGUUCCUGGGAAUGCAACUGCUAUUUGAGACUGUGGCUAUGCAGAACAAGAUGACAAAAGUCCUUGACAAAAUCCGGAGUUGAAAAGUCUGUGGCCACAGUUAACCGCUGUAAUGAGGAACAAGCAAGUACUGUCCAGUAGGUGGCAGACAGGAGACUGGGAUAGGCACUGAUACACUGAGGUUGAAGUGAAGUAGAUAGAUUUGCUAGAGACUACCGAACGAAACCGGUGUGAGGAAAGAUGUGCUGAACUCACCACUGGAGCAACAGUUCGAUGGUGAGCAUUGAUGAAUACUGUGGUCCGAUGUUGUGUAGAAGGAGAUGCAGAGUGAUAUAUGAAUACCGCUGGAGAUGACGUGAAGCACUGCUGUAGGCAGAUGGUAACACCAAGCACUGCUGGAAGCCAGUGACACUUUACCACAGAGGCUAGUGAGCGAUGCUGUAGAUAAUGGAAGUAGUAACAAUACCAAGACACCGCUGGAAGCAGAGCAGGUCCACAGCUGGAAUCCGAUGUCAGGAUCGCAGUAGAUAGCCAGGAAGCAGAGCUGGAACACUGCAGGAGUCAGGCUGCACCGCAGGGUGGUAAUUGGUGCCGGUCUCUUGGAGAAGCUGAAUCACAGGAGCUGGAGUACCUGGAAAGUCAAGCUGGAAAUUCACCAAACAGGAGAGACAUGUAUGCAAGGAUUGACAACCAAAGCACUGACCCUUACCCAGCCCUGGAGCAGGAUAUUUAUACCAGCUGGUGAGCCUGGAUUGGCUGGAUAAUAUAGGCAGAGUCCAGACUGCAGCGGAUAGGCUGAAAACAACAUGAUAAAAAACAAACAUGGCUGCACCUAUGUUUGAAACUGGAAGGAAAGUCUGUCUGUACUUUACAUGUGGGAAUUGGCAGUAAUGGCGGCAGAGGCUGCAGAGGGCAGGAGAUGCCAUACUUUAAACAGAUGGAUGUUUCAUAUAAUGUUGCCAUGCCAGCGCUGCUGCAAUCAGAGAGGAGAACCUUGAGACACAGAUAUGCAGUGCGCUGCCCGCAGACAGCGGAGGUGGAAUCCAGGCCUUGAAUGCCGGGCCAGUCUCAGAAGGCACUUAGCAGGUAAAUAAUGGGGGUAAUAACCCGGAUCGUGACAGUGGGAGCACGCCUUCAGACGUUUCACUUGGCGUGGUUUCAGACAUCCAUAGAUGGGUGGAACCGCAAUUUAGUGUUCAAAGGUUACAAAAUAGAGUUCGAUUGUCUUCCACCAAUGCGAUUUUUCAAGACAUGUCUGCCUGUGUCAGGAGACAAGAAGGCGGUUCUGCAGACGUGAUUCAGUCUCUCGUAGACUCAGAAGGUUUGAUUCCGGUCCCAGAUCACCAACAGGGUCAAGGUUACUAUUCCAGUCUUUUUGUGGUACCAAAGCUGGAUGGUCCUGUCAGACCAAUAUUGGACCUAAAGGGGCUCAAUCAGUACAUUGCUUACUACAGAUUCAAGAUGGAAUCCCUGCGGUCAGUGAUUGCAGGUUUAGAGCCACAUAAAUUCAUGAUUUCUCUGGAUCUCAAGGAUGCGUACUUACACAUUCCAAUUUGGCCACUGCAUCAGGUGUACUUCAGGUUUGCAGUACAACAAAACCAUUAUCAGUUUCAGGCACUACCAUUUGGCCUCUUGUCAGCACCUCGGGUGUUCAUGAAGGUGAUGUCUGUGAUGAUAGAUCAUCUCAGAUCCCUGGGAGUGAUAAUAGUUCUGUACUUAGACGACCUUCUCAUCAAAGCUCCGUCUCAACAGAUACUCCUUCAACAUAGAAAUUGGUGUUGAAUCGGCGCUCCACAGUACACACAGACCCAAUUAAACUCUGAUAGCUGCUCACCAGUUGUGGGCGGGCUGCCCCAACAGAUUAUCAAUAAGAUCAAAAAAAGCAAAAGAAGGGAGCGCUAGGAGAGUUUAAUAUUACAUUUAUUAAUGAAACAGUGUUUCAAAUGCCACAUGAAUCACAAUAUAGCCUAGUAAAAAGUAUACACAUUUAUUUAAUAAAAUACUGUAUUAAAUACAGCUGCAAUGUAUCACCUGAAUUAAAAAAUAAAUAGUGAAAUGACACUUAAUAUAACCCGUAUUUUGGCCGUGCGUCAAGGACUAAAAGGUUUUAUGGAUUAGUUAGUUAGGAAAGAUGGGGACGUCUUUCGAAGCACUCCAGUUCGGAAGAUUUCACUCACGUCCUUUUCAACUGGAUGUUCUCGCACAGUGGACAGGCUCGCAUCUACAAAUUCAUCAGAUGGUGAGGCUGUCUCCAAGGGCCAGAAUACCACUACUCUGGUGGCUCCAAGUACACAAUCUCACAGCAAGAAAAAUAUUUGGAGUCUGGAAUUGGAUUAUUCUGAUGACAGACGCAAGUCUCAGAGGUUAGGGAGCAGUGGUCCAAAAUUGUCAGUUUCGGGGUCUCUGGUCAGACCGAGAAAGUUUACUUUUAAAAUGAAAAAAUGGAAAGCGUUAUGAAAAAUAAAUAAUUAUGUAUAAAGGAAAAAAUGUUAACAGAGAUAUGCGGUACCUGUAAAUGAAAUAGUUUGGUUAAAUCGAGAAUGUUUACACUCUUUUGAGUGAAUAUGUAGUGGAGUAGCCAGCACAGUGAGUUUUUAUUAACCUGGUUUGCAGGUGUCCUACCUUUCCCUGCGCUUAGGAUGUUCACAAGCCGCUGUGGCUCUGAUGUGUGUUGCCGCAUGGCGGCCGGCGGGGCUGGCAGCGUUUCAGAUCCCGCUGCGUCCAGCGGGACUGUGCACUCUGUAGUUUCUUUCCUGGCUCCAGGUGCAGCACGGUACAUAACAAGCGCAGUUAAUUUUAAUUUUCACAAGAAAGUUUACUGUCGAUAAAUGUCCUGGAACUCAGGGCAAUUUACAACACGCUGCGACAGGCAGUUCACAUGCUCCAGUCUCACUGUUCAGGCUCAGUCAGACAACGUGACGUCACAUACAGCAACAAACAAGGAGGAACUCAAAGUCGCAUGGCCAUGCGGGAAGUUGCUUGAAUCCUUAAGUGAUAUUGUUGGCAGUGUUUAUUCCAGGAGUGGACAACUGGGAGGCGGAUUAUCUCAGCUGGCAGGAUUUUCAUCAAGGGGAAUGGGCCCUAACUCCAGAGGUGGGUUUACCCACAGGUGGAUCUAAUGGCAUCUUGCCAAAAUCAUCAAACACCCCAGUAUGUGUCCAGAACAAGAGAUCCAAAGGCAGUGGCAGUGGAUACUCUCACAAUCACGUGUCCGUACAGCCUCAUGUAUCGGUUUCCACCUUUUCCACUGCUUCCUCAGUUGCUAAAGCGGAUCAAAUUACAGUCCAUGAUAGUCAUAUUAGUGGCGCCUCAUUGGCCUUGGAGAGCGUGGUUCUCGGAUCUCAGAGGUCUACUCGCAGACAAUCCGUGGACACUCCCGCUACGUCCAGCCCUGCUACAACAGGAUCCAUUCCUGUACCUCGAUUUAGCGCUGCUGCGUUUGAUGGGGUGGCUGUUGAAACCACUCUCUUCAGAUGAGAGGGCAUUCCAGAAUCAGUUAUACCAACCAUGUUACAUGCUAGAAAGAGAAAGCCAGUAACGGCAGCUCAUUAUCAAAGGAUUUGGCAUGCCUGUAUAGGGUGGUGUGAAGCUCGGAAUUUUCCGACCUCAAGUUAUCCUUUCAAGUUAUCCCGUCUUUUGCUAUUUUUACAGACUGGGUUAGAUGGAGAACUGCGUUUAUCUACACUAAAGGUGCAGGUCUCUGCCUUGUCAAUUUACUUUCAAAGGCGUUUGGCCCUUUUGCCAACUGUUCACACUUUCCUGCAAGGUGUCCUCAGAGUACAACCUCCAUUUAUACCACCUACAGCGCCAUGGGAUUUGAAUCUGGUUUUAGAUUUUUUACAGUCUUCAAAUUUUGAACCCUUGCAACAAGUGGAUGUUAAGUUUCUGACUUGGAAUACAGUUUUUCUCCUAGCCUUAGCUUCAGCAAAGCGUGUUUCAGAAUUGGGUUCCCUUGUCCUGCAAGCCACCGUAUCUGGUGUUUCAUGAUGAUAGAGCGGAACUUCGGACGAAUCCCGCUUUCCUACCAAAGGUAGUAUCUUCUUUUCAAAUCAAUCAACCAAUCGUAGUUCCGGUAUUAUCAGAGGGUGCAGGAACUCCAGCUACAUUGGAUGUGGUACGCGUACCCCGCAUUUAUGUAGCCCAAACAUCAACAGUACGUAAAACGGAUAUGUUGUUUGUUCUCUAUGAUGCAGUAGGUUGGCCAGCUUCCAAACAGACCUUGGCCAGAUAGAUUAACUUGACCAUUCAUCAGGUGCACUUUCAUGCUAGUCUAACACCGACUGCAUGUGUCAGCACAUUCCUUGCAUUCUGUGGGAACGUCAUGGGAGCAGGUCAUGGAGCUUUUAUGACGCAACUUUGCAGUGCGGCUACAUGGUCAUCAGUGCACACGUUUGUGCGCUUUUACAAGUUUAAUACGUUUGCGGCAUCAGCAUCUAGCUUUGGCCGUCUAGUGUUACAGGUGCCAAACAGCUCUCCCGCCCAAGGGGGAAACUUUGGUAUGUCCCAAGAGUACUACAGUGACCCAUAGUGGAUGAAAAAAUAGGAUAUUGGUACUUACCAGAUAAAUCCUUUACUUUGAAUCCACAGGGGGCACUGGACGCCCACCCAGAGCAGUUUCACCUGUCCUGUGGUAAGUUCAGUAGAUCUUAUGGUAACGGAUUCUCACCAACUUGCUCAAUUGUUAAGGUGAUUGUUAUCUAUUGUCGCGUCAACUGUUCAGUUGUCCAUUUCAUUAUGUGUCAACUUUAUCGUUGUCCGUUAUGUUAUAAUGUUAUAUGUAAUUCUCUAAUGUUCAUCCUAUCUAUUGCUCCUGUUUGGCUCAGUAAAAACACUGAGGUACCUUGGUGUAUGGAGGAGGUGGAGGGUUACUAAUUUAAAUAUUUAAAUGUGCCUGUCCCUGCUAACACACCGUCCAUAUCUCAAGAGUACUCCAGUGCCCCCUUUGGAUUCAAAGAAAAUAAUUUAUCUGGUAAGAACCAAAAUCCUAUUAUUAUCCCCAAGCAGCACUAAGGUGUCCGAGGGGGAGACCGGGCGGUGGCAGUAGUGGC
Pseudophryne corroboree (corroboree frog) is the source of this 10513-nucleotide messenger RNA. Its product is annotated as zinc finger protein ZFP2-like. The record is from RefSeq and is a predicted model, not a curated record. The transcript has 2 exons. Lineage: Eukaryota; Metazoa; Chordata; Amphibia; Anura; Myobatrachidae. Bases 145 to 2163 code for a protein of 672 amino acids.